Messenger RNA from Ochotona curzoniae (black-lipped pika), 2302 nucleotides. Its product is annotated as sialic acid-binding Ig-like lectin 14. Gene Ontology annotation, cellular component: plasma membrane. Gene Ontology annotation, biological process: cell adhesion. Gene Ontology annotation, molecular function: sialic acid binding. Lineage: Eukaryota; Metazoa; Chordata; Mammalia; Lagomorpha; Ochotonidae. The record is from RefSeq and is a predicted model, not a curated record. The transcript has 5 exons. The annotation marks the transcript as partial.
CUGGAGCUUGCAGCUUCCUGCUGCUGUGCACCCACAGAUGCAGCACACAUACAACAAGAGAUGCAACGUUGAAGCAAUCAUGUUACAUGUUUCAGCAAACACACACACUCCUGUCUCUAAAAUCAACUCCGUAACUAUGUUGCCAGUGAAGAGGGUCUCCUCUUGGCCCUGGCUGUUGGUCACUCUGGAGUGUUCCCUGUCGCUCAAAGGAGCCUUGUGCCCUUGGUGACAUGAGCCCAGCUGGCAGCUGCCCCUGGGGUGUGGCUUCCCUGGAGGAGGUGAUGGAGACAUCUCCUCUUCCGUCUGCCCACGUCUGGCGGUUUCUGGCUGCCUCUAGCUCUCUUCUCUCCCUCCCAACACAGUGUGCAUGCAUGGGCAAUAGAGGCAGGGAGAAGAGGACUCUACUCUGAACACGGCAAAGAGUGGAGAGACUGACAGCCAAAGACUGUGGCGCAGUGUAUGUGGGAAAGCUCUUCAGCACACAGCAGGUAGACCCGGAGUGUUCACUCUACCAACGUCAGACUCCUGCUGAACAGCCCUGGGUGGAGCAGGACAGACAGAGCUCAGGAGAGAAUUCUGCCUACAGUCCGGCCGAGGGCACACUCAUCUUUGCACACGGGCCCUUUUCUUUGGAAGCAAAGGCACAUGGCAGCAAGUCGCAGGAUCACCACACUGCUAAAGGACACAGCCAAGCCAGCGUCUGUGAGCACUGUAGACCAGGAUUGCACUUUGUCCUGAGUUUCUGAAGGCCCUGCUUCUAGAACCUGUUGUCAAGAAGCUCUGAAUGUUGGCAUGUUCCUGGUUAAAUCAGAGGUGGGGUGCUGCAGAGCCCAGGUUUUUGCACCGAUUGCUGGGGACUCCUGGCAUGUUGGUUCCACCGAUGCUGAGCUCCGCAGGGACCAUGUGGCUUCUGCAGCCUUCAGGGAAACCCCAGUGGGAGGGGUCACUUCCUCCCUUGAAACAGCCCAGCCCAAGUGGACUGAGCACAUGGCUGUCCCAGCGGACCUACAUGAAACCCCAAGACCGAGGCAGGUAGAUCCUCUUGCAGGGCCCACACUCCCCUCAUCCAGCUCCCUCUAGCCUGCAUUUCUAAGGCAGCUCCAAGUUCCAGGGUUCAGAGGGGUAUAUUGGAAGGUGCUUGCAGCUGCCCCUCCCCUGCACGUCGCUAGCCUGCUCCCCGUUUCUCUGUCCCAUUCUGUCUGCACACGCCCUGGCUGCUGCAUGUGUAUCUGAACGUGACUCAGCAGCUCUACCCGAGGAGAAGCUCCAGGCCUCUAGACCCUCCAUCCACACUUGCACCACCCACACUCUGUCUCUGCCAUGUCUGCUGGGGACAGCAGGAAUACCAUCUCCCUGCCCCCAACAAGCCGCCCAGGCCCAUGCAGCACCCAAGUUCCCCUUUGGCAUGGCCCAGGCCCACACUCACCCAGCAGCUUCCUGUUGCUCUCACUUGGCCACACCUCACAUUUGAGACAUUUCUUUGCCUAGAGUGAGACCAGAACCCCGACUCAAUGCUGCCGCUGCUGCUGCUGCUACUGUCCCUGCUGCGGGAGGGGUCCCUGCAGCAGAAACCAGGCUAUGAGCUGCAGGUGCAGGAGUCGGUGACAGUGCAGGAGGGUCUGUGUGUCCUCGUGCCCUGCUCCUUCUCCUACCCUGAGAUCAGGACUUAUUUGACAAGCCCUGCCGAGCCUUUUCUCUUCUGGUUCCGAGACGGGGACAAUGUCUACACUCAAGCUCCUGUGGCCACCAACAAGCCAGAUUGGCCAGUAAGGCCUGAGACGAAGGGCCGGUUCCACGUCCCCAGGGACCUCAGCACCAACAACUGUUCCCUGAGCAUCACAGAUGCCAGGAGGGAGGACACAGGGAGGUACUUCUUCCGAGUGGAGAAGGGAAGCAAUGUCAAAUACAACUACAUCUGGAAUAAGCUGUCUCUGAAUGUGACAGCCCUCACAGAGAAGCCCCACAUCCAGCUCCCGGCAACCCUGCAGUCUGGCCACACCACACAGCUGCACUGCAGCCUGCCAGGACACUGCCCACAGGGGAGAACUCUCAGCUUCUCCUGGAAGGGCAGUGCCCUUGACUCUCAGACUCCCUGGAGGGCAUGGUCCUCCUUGUUGCUCCUCACACCGAGGCCCCAGGACCACGGCACCAACCUCACCUGUCGGGUGCAGUACCUCGGCAGUCAGGUGACCACGGAGAGAACCGUGCAGCUCAAUGUCUCCUAUCCUCCUCAGAACCUCAGCGUCAGCGUCUUCUUCCAAAACAGCACAGGUAGGGAAACCUCUGCUCCAGGGACUGGGAU